Molecule: messenger RNA, 20160 nt
Organism: Clonostachys byssicola
Lineage: Eukaryota; Fungi; Ascomycota; Sordariomycetes; Hypocreales; Bionectriaceae
Source: the annotation of a GenBank genome assembly
AUGAGUAGCGACUCUAAAGAGAUGGCUACGUCUAGGAACAGGGCCCUUGAUGCCCAGAAGCCACCCGGUGGGUGGAUGAACCUUCGAGAUGAAAUGGCAGCUGCAUAUGGCUUCGAUGCAGACAGCAUUGAGGAUAUUUACCCUUGUGUGCCGAUGCAGCUUGGCCUAUUGUCACUAGCCCUCCGCAAACAAGGUAAUUACAUGCUCCACGCUCGCUUCGACCUGAGCCCCGAGGUGGAUUUGGAGCGGUUUCGACAGAGUUGGAGCCAGGCACAUCGCGACAUUCAAUCAUUAAGGACGAGAUUCGUGCAUCAUGAGAGCUAUGGGCUACUGCAGGUUGUCCUCCGGGAGGAGCCCGAAUGGGAUGAGGCAGACGACAUCAAACAAUAUCUGGAGCAGAGGCAGGCCAAAGAUUUGGAACUCGGUGGCUCGCUUUCACGCUAUGCGAUUAUCAUGCCCAAGGAUGGCCAGAACGCCAUCUUCGUUUGGUCGGUUCAUCACGCGCAACUGGACGGCUGGUCCGCUGUUGUCGCGACGGCCUACGUUUCGCAACUUUAUCACGGCACUGCCCGCGGUCCCCCAUUACAGUUCAAGGCCUACAUCGACUGGCUGGAGCAACAGGACAUGAGUGAGGCAAAGGAGUACUGGAGGCAGGCUAUAAGCGGAAAUGCUGUGCAAUUCCCCGCCUCCCAGGUGUCUUCAAACGAACCUCUAUCGUUAACGCGCAUGGAGUAUGAAUCAACAGGCGUUUCGUUGAAAGGCCUGAAAGUCAAACGAUCGGCACUGGUCUAUGGAGCAUGGGGUCUAGUGGUCAGGUCAUUGACGGGAGCAGACGAAGCUGUGUUCGGUGCAGUAUUGUCCGGAAGGAGAAUACCCUUACCGAAAGUCAAGUUUGUUGCCGGCACCACCAUCACGACGGUGCCUGUGCAGGUGCAGAUGGGCGAGAACCCUCUCGUCAUCGAUUACUUGCGCGCAAUUGAAACGGAAAACACGCCGCGAGAAAAGUACUCGCACUUUGGCCUGGCGAAUAUCAGCGAAAUCAAUUCUCACACCGAGAGCGCAUGCCAGUUCGGAACAAUCAUCAUUGUGCAAGCUGGCGACGAGUUCUUAUUCAAAGAUGAGAAAAUGGGAGAGUGGACUAGAGGAAAGGAGAGCAUGGGCAACUCUUCUUAUAGUCUCAACAUGGAAGUCUACAUGGUAGACGAGCAUUCAACCAAGAUUGUUGCCGACUACAACAGUCAAGUCCUGCCAGAAGCUACUGUCAAAGGACUACUGGAGAAGUUGUGUUCGGUGAUGGAGCAGCUGGCUAACUCGAACGAGGAGUCACGAGUUGGAGAUAUCGAGAUGUUGAGUUCAGAGGAUCGAGAUCGAAUCUGGUCAUGGAACAACAAAGUUCCACCUGCUCUGGAUCGUUGUAUUCACAGUAUGAUCGAAGAUCAAGCAGAGGCACAGCCAGAUGCUCCAGCGGUUUGUGCGUGGGAUGGAGACCUGACUUAUACACAAUUGGAUCGCAUGUCAACAGCACUGGCCACCGCACUCAUACAACAUUGUGGCUUACAACCGGGAAGUAUUGUACCCCUAUGUUUUGAGAAGAGUGUCUGGUGCAUUGUUGCCGUUCUAGGUGUACUCAAGGCUGGCGGUGCCUUUCUCAUGCUCGACCCAACACACCCAGAAAACAGGCUGCUUUCGAUCGUCGAGCAAACAGACGCCCAAGUAGUGUUGACAUCAGAAUCUUGCUACGAAAUAGGAUCGAAAAUAGCACCGAAGGCGAUCCCAAUAGGGCCAAGCCACCCUCCUCGCCCCAACAAGGACGUGACGUUACCAGUCACCGACCCAUCAUCCCCGAUGUACGUUAUCUUCACAUCAGGAAGUACUGGAGCACCCAAAGGUGCUCUUGUAUCUCAUCGAGCUUUCUGUACAAACGUGCUUCACCAAUCAAAGCCUCUUGGUUAUCAUCCCAAAUCAAGAGUUUUCAAUUUUGCAGCAACUAUCUUCGACAUCUUUGUCCACGACUUCGGAAUGACGCUGGCGACUGGUGGAUGUGUUUGCAUCCCCUCAGAAUAUGACCGCAAGAACAACCUAGUAGACUCGAUUAGAGCUAUGGAAACAACGAACAUCAUUUUGACGCCCUCCGUUGCUCGGCUUCUUAAUCCCAAAGAAUUCCCUACCCUGAAAACACUCGUCGCUGGAGGAGAGGCGAUGACGCUGGAUAUUGCUAGGGAGUGGGGAGCUUGCGUUCAUGUGGUCAACGCGUACGGUCCUUCAGAAUGCACGCCCCAUUCUCUCAUCAACCCAGAAUAUGAAACACCGGAGCAGAUAAUGCGUCUUGGGAGAGGAUAUGGUGCAGUGACGUGGAUCGUCGACCCUACAGACCAUGACAAACUCGCACCUAUUGGGACUAUUGGUGAAAUUGUCUUGGAAGGCCCGAUGCUUGGUAACGGAUACUUGAAUGAUUCUGAGAGGACUGCAUCAACGUAUAUCCGAGACCCCUCGUGGUUGAUAUCGGGCACCAUCAAGCAUCCUGGGCGACGAGGUGUGGUAUACAAGACUGGUGACUUGGGCUUCUAUAAUCCGGACGGGACCAUCACAUCGGCAGGACGAAAAGAUUACCAAGUGAAGAUUCGCGGUCAGCGUGUCGAGCUGGGUGAAGUGGAACAUCGAGUCCGUCGCCAUGUGCCCGAGGCGAAGCACGCUCAGCAAAUGGUGGUCGAAGUCGUCCGACCAAGUGGCGAAGGAGCACAUCCGCUGUUGGCUGUGUUCAUGUCCACCUCUUCCAAGGGUACGAAGAACAAGACGAUGGACGUGUGUACUAUCGACAGUAAGGCCGAGGAUGCAUUGGUGGAGCAACUACCAACUUACAUGAUUCCUUCGUUCUACUUCAUGAUGCCUGGGCUACCUAUGACAGCAACUGGUAAGAUCGAUCGGCGGAAGAUUCGAGAAAUGAUAGCUUCACUAUCAAUUCAGGACUUGAACGCUUUACGCAGUCAAGCUGAAGGCGACAAGCGCAUACCUUCUACAGAUGUUGAGAGGAGACUGCAGAGUCUUUGGGCCCGACUGCUUGGCAUCGAUGCUGCAACUAUCGGGCUGGAAGACAGCUUCUUCCGACUGGGUGGAAAUUCAAUCAUCGCUAUGAGACUUGUUGCUGAAGCUCGCAAAGAGAAUUUAACUGUGUCUGCAAUGGACAUAUUCAAACAACCGCGUCUGGCUAAUCUGGCCAAGUUGGUCGAGGCAAAUGCACCCAUAACCGUGACCAGUGCUGAUAUUCAGCCGUUCUCUCUCAUGGGAAGUGGGUUCGGCUUUCCCAAGCAUUCAGCUGAUAUCGCCCUUGCCUGCGGCGUUGAGGAGUCUCAGAUCGAAGAUGUUUAUCCUUGCACCUCGCUGCAAGAGGGCCUGCUUGCUCUCACCAGCAAACAACAGGGCGACUAUGUCUUACAAUCUGUUUUGAAAAUAGCUUCAACUAUUGACAUAAACCGGUUUAAAAAGGCUUGGGAGGAUGCCGUGAAUUCGGUUUCCAUUCUGCGGACCAGGAUAAUUCAACACAAGGACCUCGGAUUUGUCCAGGUAGUCGUCAAAACCAGACUUGACUGGGCGCACGCAGAUAACCUGGAUGAAUACGUCAAACAAGAUCUUGAAACGCCCAUAGAGCUUGGGCAGCCACUUUCUCGCUACGCAAUAGUUCGUCAGCAACGCGAAACCAUGUUUGUGUUGACCCUCCAUCACGCGGUCUAUGAUGGUGUUUCCUUACAACCCAUCCUGAAGUUGGUGAGCGACAACUACAACUCGGUUCAAUUGAAACCUCCCGUCAACUUCAGAGAUUUCAUGCAUUUUGUUGUAUCGCAGAAGCCCGAAGAGAUGGUCAACUUCUGGAGCUCACAGCUUGAAGGGUAUAACUCAACUCCAUUUCCACCCCCAACAUCCCAGUCAGUUGGGACCAUCGCUGAUGCGGCAAUUGAGCGUACCUGGACACACACCUAUGCCAAUACCGAUAUCACUCUGGCGACGCUUGUUCGGGCUGCUUGGGCAAUAGUUUCCUACAUCCAUGGCGGUGCUUCGGAUGUCGUGUUUGGAGCUACAUCAGCAGGUCGCAGUGCACCAGUGUUGGGCAUUGAGGAGGUCACAGGUCCCACGUUUGCAACAGUCCCAGUUCGGGUUCAAAUACAACCUCAACAGCUGGUUUCGGAUUAUCUCAGGACGAUUCAAGAUCAGGCUACGGAGAUGAUUCCGUUUGAACAGGCAGGCCUGCAUGAGAUCUCUAGAAUCAGCAGUAGUACGAAGGCAGCCUGCAACUUCCAAACUCUCCUCAUUGUCCAGCCUCCGGACGAGGACUCCUUUGGAUCUUCUGAGUUUGGAGAGUGGAGCAUCUGCUCCAAGGAGCAGUCUUUUAGCACUUAUGCUCUCACAAUGAACUGUUCUAUUGGAGCUGAUGGCAUGCAUAUAAAAGCGGUCUUUGACCCUCAUGUUAUCACUCACGUAGAUGUGCAAAGGACUCUUGGUCAAUUCUGCCAUGUCAUGCAUCUUCUUGUUGAGGCAUCAUCAGAGCAAACGGUUUCGGAGAUGACGACGAUAGCAAAGGACGAUCAAGAGAUGAUUUGGAACUGGAACUCCACUGUACCACAAGCAAAAGAGUCUUGCUUUCAUGAUGUCGUUGCUGUCCAAAUUAGAGUGAGACCUAAUGCCCAAGCAAUCUCCGCUUGGGACGGUACGCUCACAUACAGCGAGAUGGAUCGUCUGUCUACAAAGUUAGCUCAGCAUUUGGUCGACAUAGGGGUCCAGACCAAGACAGCUGUUCCGCUGUGCUUUGAGAAGUCCAUGUGGACCACCAUAGCGAUGCUGGCUGUAUUGAAAGCAGGAUGCGCUUUUCUGAUGCUCGAUCCCUCUCACCCUGAAACUCGCUUGAGCUCUAUUUUGAAACAGACUCAAGCUGAUGUCGUCCUAGCCUCUUCGUCUUGCACAUCACUCAUGUCCCGUUUGGUAGACAGAGUAAUCCAGGUUGGACCCGGACUGAUACCAGAGACAUCCCGUUCCGUUGAAUUGCCCGUGGUCAAUCCAGAACAAGCGAUGUAUGUCGUAUUUACGUCUGGAAGCACCGGAACCCCAAAGGGUGCCGUUGUAUCUCAUCGUGCCAUGGUUUCAGCGACGCAUUACCAGGCUACUGUACUUGGAUUUGACUUUUCGACUCGCCUCUAUGACUUUGCAUCUUACGCCUUUGAUGUUGCAAUCAGCAAUGUGACCAAUACUCUUGCAAACGGAGGUUGCUUGUGCGUGCCUUCAGAGCAGGAGCGGAAAAACGCCCUCGAGGACUCUCUUUUUAAGACGGAGGCGAAUAUGGUCGAACUCACCCCGUCUGUAGCCAACAUUGUAGACUUUGAGAGACUCACCAAAUUGCGCACCCUUAAUUUCGGCGGCGAGGCUGUGCAAACGGACGACCUUGCAAGGAUCCCGACCAGAAUCCAAAUUGUCAACACCUAUGGCCCUGCGGAAUGUACGCCCACGUCUGUACUUCACAUCCAACAUUCUCGUGCCGCAUCGGAUACGAGAAUUGGCAAGGGAGUGGGAGUCGUGACAUGGGUCACUGAUCCCGAAGACUCAGAUCGACUCAUGCCAAUUGGAACUGUGGGCGAGCUGCUCCUCGAAGGCCCUCUUGUGGGACUUGGAUACUUGAACCAACCAGACUUAACAGCAGCGGUGUUCAUUGAUAGCCCGAAGUGGCUGGUAAGUGGUACUGACAAACAAGCUGGCCGAAACAGCAUUCUAUAUAAGACUGGCGAUUUGGUUCGGUAUAACGACGAUGGAACCCUUGACUACGUUGGUCGUAAGGACACUCAAGUCAAAAUCCGCGGGCAGAGGGUAGAGCUUGGGGAGGUUGAACACCACGUUCGCCAGUGUGUACCUGAUGCUCGACAGCUGCAAGUGCUCGCAGAAGUCAUUCUUCCAGCGGACCACUCCAGCCCGUUUCUCGCGGUUUUCCUCUCAUCUGCAACGAUACUGGAAACGAAGGACGAUAGUGAGAUAACUGUUUUAUCCAUCACCAGCGAGGUAGAGGAUCUUCUCGAACGUCAACUUCCAAGCUACAUGGUGCCAUCUGUGUACUUCAAGGUCCCCCAGUUACCGAUGACCAUAACGGGAAAGACUGAUCGGAAGCGGCUUCGUGAAAUGGCCGCAUCACUUUCCACACAAAAACUGGCUGAUUUGAGAAGCAAAUCACAAGGCCGAAGGGAAAUGCCGUCGACUCCAGUUCAGAUCGAGUUGAGGAAUCUUUGGGCAAGAGUGUUGAAAAUCGAAGCCGAUACAAUUGGGCUUGAUGACAACUUCUUCCGGCUAGGUGGUGACUCUAUUACGGCAAUGAGACUCGUUAGUCAAGCUCGCUCUGAAUGCAAUUUUGAGCUCUCUGUCAUGAACAUUUUCAAGCACCCAAGACUCGGAGCUCAGGCCCAACUCGCUGUCAAUAUCUCUUCAUCGGAAGAAAACAUCAUCUUGCCAUUUUCAUUGAUGGGGACUGAAUUUGACCUUGACAACCACAAGAGCGAAAUCGCAAAGAGAUGUGGCGGCGUGGACUCUAUAGAGGAUGUCUACCCUUGCACUCCACUACAGAAAGGCCUUCUCGCCAUUACCAGCACGACUCAGGGCAAAUAUUUGCAGCAAGCUGUCCUUGAUUUUUCUCCAGAUGUCGAUCUUUCUCGGUUCCGUGAGGCUACUGGUGUGCCUAAAGGCACAAUGAUUCCUCAUAGGGCAUUUGCGUCUGCGAUUUAUCAUCAGGCUGAGAAGUUCGGGUUCCGCGAAGAUUCUCGGGUCUUUAAUUUUGCCGCUCAAGUCUUUGAUGACUUCGUCUUCGAUACGAUUGUCACACUGUCUACUGGUGGUUGUCUCUGUGUCCCGUCUGAGUACCAGCGAAAGAACGACUUGAAGGGAGCAAUGUCUAUCAUGAAACCGACACUAAUGUCAAUGACACCCACUCUCAGCAGAGUCGUCAACCCUGAAGACGCACCAUCUCUGAAGACAAUCUUGUUCGGCGGCGAAGCUCUCAAUUUGUCUGACGCUGAGAAAUGGUGGCCACAUGUCACAUUCAGCAACGGCUACGGGCCUUCAGAAUGUGCCUGCACCAGUGUGAUCAACUGGAACGCUACAAGCCCUGCUGAGGCCAUUGGGAUUGGCCGCGGGUGCGGUGCUGUGACCUGGAUUGUUGACCCGACCAACCACGAGAGACUGCAACCUGUGGGAACUGCUGGUGAGCUGUUGCUCGAGGGCCCUCUUGUUGGUCACGGCUAUUUCAAAGACCCAGAGAAGACCGCAGCUGCAUUCAUACAAGCGCCACAAUGGCUGACCGAACAUUUCGGCCGCACAGGCACUCUCUAUAAGACAGGUGAUCUGGUUCGAUAUAAUGAGGAUGGAAGUCUCGUCUAUCUCGGCCGUAAAGACACCCAAAUCAAGCUUCGUGGCCAACGUGUCGAGUUGGGCGAAGUUGAGUAUCACGUGGGAAAUGUCAUUCCCGAAGGAAAAGAUGCGGAUGCCCUGGCGGCAGAUGUUAUUAUUCCAUCUGGGAGCAACACUACUCCCUUGCUUGCCAUUUUCCUUUCGAAUAGCAAUAUCAAGAUGGAGGCUGGAAAGUCGAUGCAGGUAUUGAGGGUGUCUAACCAGUUGAGCGAUACCCUCGCUGAACGACUGCCUUCCUAUAUGGUGCCCUCAGUUUACUUCCUUCUCUCAAACCUUCCAAUGACAGUAUCUCACAAGAUUGAUCGUAAGCGUCUACGAGAGAUGGCCGGGGCAUUUUCAGCGAAGCAACUGAGCGAACUAAGCACUGAUGAUUCUAGCUUGAAGCGCCAGCCAUCGAAUGAAGUCGAAACAAUACUUCAACAGCUAUGGGCUGAUGUCCUUGUCCUCGAUCUCUCUGCAAUUGGUAUGGAUGAUAGCUUCCUGCGGCUUGGCGGCGACUCCAUCACCGCGAUGCAAAUCUCAGCCCGAGCACGUCAGCUUGGAGUGCAGCUCUCUACCGGAGACAUUCUCCAGAAAAAGACCAUUUCUAGACUGGCCUCCGAAGCUGUCUCUAUGCUACUUGUCGAAAAGGACAGCGGUGAAGGUGAAUCAGAGGAACAGUCAGACCAGCCUUUCGCUCUGUCACCGAUGCAGCAACUACACAUCAAUCUUGAGGGUGGGCAGCUUGGGAAGUUUGACCAAUGCUUCCUCCUCCGCAUCAACAUAGAGGGUGUCGUUGUCCCCUAUGGAGCGUUCUCAACCAUGACCCAUCACCAAUACGAAGUCAUGGGAUUUGGGCCUGAGACGAGAGUAUUUGACUUUGCUGCUCACAUCUUCGAUGCAUAUAUCAUGAAUGUUGUCAUCACACUGGCUACAGGUGGCUGUAUCUGCAUCCCAUCGGAAGAGGAUAGGUUGAACAAUCUUGCUAGGUCAAUCGUAGAUUUGGAGGCCACUCUGGCAUUCUUGACACCAAGUGUCACCCGGACAAUACAGCCAUCCGAGGUCCCAUCGCUCAAGACACUUCUUCUGAUUGGUGAGCCCUGCAAUAUCUCAGAUGUUACGAAAUGGCGGGACGCGGAUCGAAUCGUUAUCAAUGCGUACGGGCCUUCGGAGUGUACGCCGCUCAGUCUCCUCAACACGGAAGCUAAAACUGCCACGGAAGCGCUGCGUCUUGGUAAGGGCAUUGGCUCAGUCACUUGGGUUGUUGACUCAGGAAACUCCGAUCAACUAGUACCCAUUGGAGCGGUCGGCGAGAUGCUUCUUGAGGGACCAUUGCUUGGCCUUGGUUAUCUCAAAGAUCCCUCUAAAACGGCGGAAGCUUUCGUUACAGCGCCAAAAUGGCUACGAGAAGGCACCCAUGAUCAUCCAGGACGGCAGAGCACGGUAUAUCAUACAGGUGAUCUAGUCAGAUACCACCCUGAUGGGACCAUUUCUUAUAUGGGGCGUAAGAACACUCAAAUUAAAAUUCGCGGACAACGUGUAGAACUAGGAGAAGUCGAACACCACGUCUCCGAAUGUUUACCCGAGGCGUAUCGGGGAUGCCCGUUGUCUGCUGAAGUAGUCAUCCCAGCUGGUGCCUCUCCAACACUGGUGAUUUUCGUGGGCACCGGUCAACCAGUUGACAACGUCGGAAGUGGCACGGGCUUAGGAGUAAUGAGCGUCUCGCGAGAAAUGGAUGAAGCAUUAGUGGAGCGCCUACCAGCCUACAUGUUGCCCACGAUGUACUUUACCCUCCCUCGCCUCCCCAUGACAGCAACCGGAAAGACAGACCGUAAAGAGCUACGAAGAUUGGUCUCGUCUUUUACCGCACAAGAUCUCGCAGAUCUUCAUUACAAGUCUGAGAGCCGCAAACGGAUGCCUGCCAAUGACAUCGAGGAGCAGUUGCAGCAGGUUUGGGCUAGAGUGCUUAACCUAAGCGCUGCGUCAAUCGGCAUGGAUGACAGCUUCUUCCGUCUAGGCGGUGAUUCAAUCACAUCAAUGCAAGUUUCGGCGCUCGCUCGCUCGCUGCAAUUGCAGGUUUCCGUCAGCGAUCUCCAUCGGAAGAAGACAAUUGCCCGGAUCGCCGCUGGUGUUACUCAUCAGACAAAGCCCCUCGUCGAUACUAGGGAGGAACUGGAUGAAGAGCCUUUCGGAUUAACCCCCAUACAAGAGCUAUAUUUUCAUCUUCAACAACAGACCCCAGGCACUUCUGACCAGUGCUUCUUCUUGGAGCUGAAGGAAGAGGUUUUUUUCUCCUCCCUAUCUAAAGCGAUUACUAUAAUCGGUGUUGUUGUUUCCCAUCAAGCAUUUGCCUCUAACGUCUAUCAUUCCGCCGAGAUUCUCGGGUUCCGCCAAGGAACCAGGGCAUUCGACUUUACGGCAACCACGUUCGACGUUUUCAUCAGUAACACCUUGGUUCCGCUUUCAACUGGUGGCUGCGUGUGUGUACCAUCCGAGGCGGACCGGAAGAAUGACUUAGCUGGCUCGAUUCAUAGAAUGAAAGCAACGACAGCAGCACUGACAGCAUCUGUCAGUCGUCUGAUCAACCCAGAAGAUGUUCCCCUUUUGGAAAUCUUGACCCUUGGUGGAGAGCCAGUCACAUAUGAAGAUACCUCGAGGUGGUGGGGUCGUGUUAAACUCAUCAACUCUUAUGGUCCUGCGGAAUGCACUAUCCAGAGCAUCAUCAAUCACGCCUCCCAGGUCCCGGAAGAGGUAACUCGCAUUGGCAAAGGAGUGGGAAUGAUUCCGUGGGUUGUGAGUGUUGAUGAUUACAAUAAGCUGGUCCCAAUUGGUACUAUAGGAGAGCUACUGCUAGAGGGACCACAACUUGCAAUUGGAUAUCUAAACGAUCCUAACAAGACCGCCGGGUCCUUCAUUCAGGACCCUUCCUUUUUGGUGACCGGUACAUCCAAACAUCCGGGGCAUAAUGGCAUUGUCUACAGAACUGGUGAUUUAGUUCGCUACCACCAAGACGGCAGCCUGACUUUUGUCGGGCGCAAGGACACACAAGUCAAGAUUCGAGGGCAACGUGUUGAGCUUGGCGAAGUUGAACAUCAUGUCAGGGAGAUCUUACCGGAGGCCAAGGACGCUUCAUACAUUGCGGCAGAGGUCUUCACGCCUUCUGGAGAGCAGGCUAGCCCAAUGCUCGCCGUCUUUGUAUCUACGCAAGGACCUAACGACAAGAACAAGAGGAUGAUGGAGGGUAACUCUCUGCAGGUGUUAGCAGUGUCUUCUGACGCUGAAGAUCGACUUGCAAGCCGCCUUCCUGCGCACAUGCUACCCUCGGUAUACUUCUCCAUACUAGACAUGCCAUUGACGACCUCGGGGAAGAUCGACCGAAACGAUUUAAGAAAGAUGGCGGGUGCAUUUACAACGGAUCAACUGGCCGAUUUACUGACAAUGAGCACUGGCGACAAGCGGAAGCCUACAACGGAGAUCGAGAAAAAGCUACAGCAGCUUUGGUCUCAUGUCCUUCAACUUAAGCCAGACAAUAUUGGCCUCGACGAUAGCUUCUUCCGCCUCGGAGGGGAUUCUAUUUCUGCGAUGAAGUUGGUCAGCACGGCUAGGAAGGAAGGCAUUGCAGUAUCCGUGCAAGAUAUCUUCCGUCAUCCAAGGCUGGCCGCAUUGGCCGAACUAGCUGGUCAAGAACUCCCCACGCACGAUACAGAAGCCAUUCAGCCAUUCGCCUUGAUGCCCGCUGGCUUCCACCCGUCAGUAAAUAUUUCUGAAAUUGCUACUAGCUGCGGUGUGACGCCUGAUGAGAUCGAGGAUAUCUACCCUUGCACACCUCUACAAGAAGGUCUUCUUGCCAUCACCGACAAGCAAGCAGGUGCUUAUACAUUCCAAGCAACUCUGACCUUUUCAGAGACGGUAGAUAUCUCACGGUACAUUAACGCCUGGAAUGAAGCUACAGAAACUGUAGCGGUGCUACGUACUAGGAUUAUACAAAAUCCUGAUUACGGACUGCUUCAAGUUGUGCUCAAGCAUCAAGACAACUGGGCAAAGCCAGAAAAGGGUACAGCCUAUGGUCUCGGACAGCCCCUAGCACAGUUUGAAGUCACUAAGGGGACGUCAUCCAAGUUUGUGUUGACUAUCCAUCACGCCAUUUAUGAUGGUGCAUCUUUGCAGAUGCUUCUUCACUUAGUUGACAGCCUAUACAACGGGCCUCGGCCUACUAUAAAUUUUCCUUUUGCGUCUUUCAUCCGACAUAUCCAACAGACCCGAAACGCCAGCGAGUCCUACUGGCGAUCAGAACUGUCCGACUAUCACUCAACUCCUUUUCCCCCGCUCCCACCACACGCAAGAGACCCAGUGGGAGAUUCCGUUCUGCAGCAACUUUGUGCGGUUGCGCCGGUGGAGCAGUCGGACUUCACUCUUGCAACCAUCGUCAGAGCGGCUUGGGCCAUUACUAUAAGCACUCACAGCAGCGAUCAUGAUGUGAUCUUUGGCGCCACUGUGUCUGGCCGUAAUGCUCCUGUGGCGGGCAUCGAGUCAAUUGUUGGCCCAACCAUCGCAACAGUGCCUGUUCGCGUUUGUCUGGACCCUAAUUCGUCCGUGGUGGCCUUACUUCGCGCUGUCCAGGACCAGGCUACAGAAAUAACUCCAUAUGAACAGAUUGGUUUACAGGAGAUUGCGAAAUUGAGCUCCAGCGCUCGCGAUGCUGUCCAGUUUCAGACACUCCUGAUUGUUCAACCGCCGGACGAGGAUUCUUUGGGAGGAUCAGACGUGGGCAAAUGGCGAAAUGAUUCAGACGAGAGUGCCUUCAGCACGUAUGCCAUUACGCUGAAUGUCUAUCUUGCACGUGACGGCAUGAGGAUUGUCGCGAAUUACGAUGCCAGAAUCAUAAGCCAAUGGAUGAUGCAGCAAAUCAUCCGUCAAUUCAGCUUUACGAUCCAGAGUCUUCUAACUCUUCUCAACUCUGACACGUCUAAGACACUGGAUAGUUUCAUGACUCUUUCCCCAGAAGACCAGCGGGAUAUCUGGUCAUGGAACAGCGAUGUUCCUGUCCCAUAUGAACGUUGCAUCACUGAUCUCUUUGCAGAACAAGUCGCAUCUCGCCCCUCCGCGCUAUCAGUCAGUGCAUGGGAUGGGGAUCUCACAUACAAGGAGUUAGAUCUCCUGUCCGGCACAGUUGCGCAUCGAUUGGUCGGUUUAGGAGUGGGAGCCGGGGUAGUCGUACCGCUCUGCUUCGAAAAGUCCGUAUGGGCUACUGUCGCCAUUCUUUCUGUGCUGAAGGCUGGUGGCGCAUUUGUGAUGCUUGAUCCUGAGUAUCCUGAAGCCCGGCUGCACUCAAUCAUUUCUCAAACCAGUGCUACCGUGAUACUCUCAUCGGACCAACAUAAGCCUCUGAGUACUCAGUUUACUGAAACAACAAUCGCUGUUGGUCCAGCCCUGCGCAGAGUGUCCCCCAACUCCAAUGCACUCCCUAAAAUUGAUCCCGAGUCACCUAUGUAUAUCGUCUUUACAUCCGGUAGCACUGGCGUACCGAAAGGAGUUGUUGUUUCGCACCGGGCCAUGAGUUCAAACAUCUUGUACCAGGCAGAAGCUCUAGGAUUCAAAUCUGAUUCCAGGGUCUUCGAUUUUGCCUCGUACGUCUUCGAUGUUUUCGUUUAUAACACGGCUGUCACGCUAUCAACCGGAGGCUGUAUUUGCGUGCCAUCUGAAUCACAACGAAAGAAUGAGCUCACGGAAACUAUGACCGCAAUGGAUUCGAGCUUAGUUCUGCUAACGCCAACCAUUGCCAGGCUAAUCGACCCGAAGCAGCUCCCGACCCUCCAGUCACUCAUCCUCGUGGGUGAAGCCUCAACUGAAUCUGAUAUUGAAAGGUGGUGGCCGCAUGUAUCGGUUGUCAACGCAUAUGGGCCUUCUGAAUGCACCACCAACAGUGUAGUGAACUCAGUCGCGGCAAACCCAUCAGAGGCAGCUCAUAUCGGCAAAGGUGCCGGCGCCGUAACAUGGGUUGUUGAUCCAUCUGAUCACAACAAGCUCAUGCCUAUAGGUACAGUCGGUGAGCUGCUACUUGAGGGGCCACUCCUGGGUCUUGGCUAUCUCAAUGACCACGAAAAGACAACGGCAGCUUUCAUCAGAGAUCCUGAUUGGCUUCUCCAGGGUCGUGGUACCGAUCAUCCAGGACGGUCUGGUACCUUGUAUAAAACUGGUGAUCUUGUCUCUUAUACGGAGAAUGGGAGCCUUGUUUAUAUGGGACGCAAAGAUACGCAGGUCAAGAUUCGCGGACAGCGUGUUGAGUUGGGAGAGGUAGAAAGCCAUGUGCGGGCAUGCCUCCCUGAGGCUCGAUCUGCUAAUGAGCUCGUUGCGGAGGUUAUUGCACCUUCCGGCGAGGGGGCUCGGCCGUUACUCGCGGUAUUCCUCACCCAGCCUGAUCCUGAGAGCUCCCCUGAUGGGCCUUUACGUGUUUUGAAAGUUGAUUCACGUAUCGAUGAUAUGUUGAACGACCGACUACCGAACUACAUGGUUCCUACAGUAUAUCUGGCUAUCCUUGACCUUCCAAUGACAACAACAGGGAAAACAGACCGCCGUCGACUGCGCGAAAUGGCAGGAUCCUUCACUGCCCAGCAGCUAGCAGACCUGAGAAGCCAGGGCGAGAAGCGGAUGCCCACGUCUGCCGCUGAGCAACAGCUUCAGGCACUCUGGGCUCGGAUACUUAACGUAAAGUCUAGCAGUAUCAGCUUAGAUGAAAACUUCUUUAGGUUGGGUGGCGAUUCCAUCACCGCCAUGCAGAUUGCUAGUGCAGCUCGCUCAAUGGGCUUACCGAUCACGACGAGCGACAUCAUGCGCAAGAAGACAAUUGGUCGUAUUUGUAAUGGGCUUUCGGCGAGCAAGAACAUAUUGACAAUAUUGACAUUAAACAACGAGGUUACUGUCAAUCAACGAUUUGGAUUAAGCCCUAUUCAACAUUUAUAUCUCAGCCUUCAGACGGAUGACUACGCCUUCUUCGACCAGUUUGUCUUCCUCGAAAUUGGCCAGCGGGUUGAGUUCUCUGCAUUACUCGCGGCAUUCAAUGUCAUUGUUGAGCGUCACGCUAUGCUUCGUGCUCGCUUUGCCAAGUCAUCGACAAAUAACUGGCAACAGUACAUCACAGAGCCAUCGCAGGAUAGUUCGUCUUUCCUACGUCUUGUUGAAACAGAUAAUGAAACAGAAAUCUCAGCUGCACUUAUUCAGUGCCGGUCUAAGCUUGAUAUUGAGAAUGGCCCCGUGAUCUCGGCUGUUUUGAUAGACAACGGGGAAGACCAGCGCUUAUUCAUUAGCAUUCAUCACCUGGUCAUUGAUGCUGUAUCAUGGCGAGUGAUAUCUGAAGACCUCGAGUGCCUCCUUCGGAAUCAAGAGCCCCCUCCUGCGCCGGCUGUUAGCUUUCCGUCGUGGCAAAUCGCUCAGGCUAAUCACUUCAGAGAAAGUGCUGUUGAGGAAAAGACUCAGCAUCCUAACAAUGAGUCCAUGUUAUUGGAGCACUGGGGCAUUACCUCCAGCUCAGAUUCACCCGAUACAACGGUAACCAAAGGAUUUUCUCUCAACGAACAAGCUACCUCCCGUCUUUUAGGUGACAGUAACAACGCCUUUCAAACGCGUCCCGUUGAGCUCUUGAUCGCAGCUCUCAUCUAUUCCUUUUCGCUACACUUCCCCGAGCGCCAGCUGCCUUCGGUCUACAACGAGAUGCACGGCCGUGAUGCUUGGGAUGAGAACAUUGACUUGUCUCGCACUGUUGGUUGGUUUACGAAUAUCUUCCCGGUGAACGUCAAGAAAGAUACUCGUUGGGACUUAUUCCAAGCUAUCCGAGGCGUCAAAGACUUCCUCCGUGGAUCGUCAAACAAUCAGUCCUACCUUGCCUCAAAACUCAGUGGAGAUCUUACCAGCGGGACUACUCUCAAGGAAUUCCCCGCCGAGAUAAUGUUCAACUUUCUGGGGUCUUUCCAGCAACUUGAACACGAGAGCUCACUAUUCAGUCUCGUUUCAGCACCAGAUGACGUUGCCGCAAGUUCUAGAUACCAUCGAAGAUUCGCUUUAUUCGACUUCAACGUUGCGAUUGAGCAUGGCUCUGCUUCAAUCUCCGUACUGUACGAUAAGAAUAUGAAGCACCAUGAGCGUAUCGAAGCUUGGAUCUCUCAGUAUGAAAAGACGCUCCUGGAGAUAACUCAGACGUUACCUGGUCGGCCCAUGGAGUGGACAUUGAGUGACUUCCCUCUUGCUUUCACUAGCAUCGACGAUCUUAGAGUCUUCCAAGAGAAUGUUGUUCCGGGACUAGGCCUGACUCCAGAUGACGUCGAGGACUGCUUCCCCUGCUCAGAUUUACAGCAAGGCAUCGUCAUGAGUCAGUUCAAAGAUCCCAACAGCUACCGUACAUCGUUCGUUUUCGAGGCUGUGUCUGAAGAAGGGCAACAAAUUAGUAUUCCGGGUCUUGUCGACGCUUGGAAAGCCGUCGUGCAGCGGCAUUCUCUCCUCCGGGCGUGCCUCGUAAAAGAUAUGCCAGGAAGCAGACGCAUCUUCAAUGUUAUUCUCCACAACCCAAGCCCAAGUAUUUCCAUCUUCAAAGAAGAAGGUGAAACUUUUGAAUUGGAUCAAUUCAGAGCUCGUAUGGGAUCAGAUCGAUAUGGCCAGUCAAAUCUUGAACAUCACCUAUCUGUUUGCCAACUCAGUGAUGGUCGAGUUUUACUUGGGCUGGAGAUCAACCAUGCCAUCUUGGAUGCUCAUUCGACCGGGAUCAUCCUUCAUGAUUUGGAAGCCGCUUCUUCAGGUACUCUUUUGCCCGAAGGAAGCUCUUACCGCGAGUUCAUUUCUCAUCUUCAAGACUACUCAUACGAUGAUGACCGCGAGUACUGGAAACAGACCUUGGCCGAUGUUAAACCAUGCCACUUCCCCAGCAUCGCACCUCCGACAUAUGAUCAAACGCAGUACAUCACCAUUAAGACCCCCGGAAUCGAUUCGGAAGCCAUCAUAAGCUUCUGUCAGCACUCUGAUAUCACUAUUGCUACGGUGAUGCAAACGGCAUGGGCAUUGGUUCUAACCCGAUACACUGGCUCCUCAGCGCCAAGCUUCGGUAACCUCGUCUCCUGCAGAGACCUUCCUAUCGACAACGUCUCCGAUAUUUUCGGACCCAUGAUAGGUAUGAUGGUUUGCCGCGUGGCAGUAGAUCAGGAUGGCACAGCACUUGAUGUACUGCGGGGAGUCCAAGAGGAGCACUUAAAGGGCCUGUCUCACCGCAUGUACCCGAUUUCAGAUCUUCACAGCACGCUUGGUCUUGGCUCUUCUGCAUUGUUCAACACAGCGUUGUCAUUCCAACGUGCCUCCAACGAUAGCGAGGAAAGUCCCAAGAAUGGCGUCAAGUUUGUUCUCCACGACGGCACAGAUGAUACAGAGUACGAUGUCACACUAAACGGAGCAUAUGAUGGCAACAGUAUUGAUAUUACCAUGACUGCCAAAUCUUCCUGCAUGACUUCAAGCCAAGCAGCUGGUGUUGCUUCCUGUCUCAGCCAAGCAAUGAACGCUUUGGCAACUACUCCCGAAAUUUUGCUUGCUGAAUUGGAUAUUGGCAAUAAAGAGGAGAAUCGCCAGCAGUGGAAUCUCAACAAGGCUGUGCCGCCGCAUAUCAAACGCUGUGUUCAUGAAAUAAUUGCAGAGCAAACUCGAGAACGCCCUACAGCCCCGGCAGUCUACAGCUGGGAUGGAGAAUUGACCUAUGACCAGUUGGACGACCUUUCAACCAGACUUACGCAUAUUCUGAUUGGUCUUGGUGUUGGUCCAGACAAAAUGGUGCCUAUGUGCUUCGAGCACUCGAAAUGGGCUGUUGUUGCUUUGCUCGCAGUCCUCAAAGCAGGUGCCGCAUUCGUUCCCCUCAACACAUCGCAAGACGCCUCACGAGAGAAGGUACUUUCUCAGAUAAAUUCGACUGUUGUAUUGACAUCCGUUAACAAUGCAAACCUACAUUUUGGGGAGAACCGUAUGAUCAUCCCUGUCGGCGAAAAGCUCAUCAAUACCCUCCCUGCAUCUCCUCGUGGACAGCUGACCAAAUAUUCACCAACUUCUCUUUGCUACGUCUUGUUCACCUCGGGAAGUACUGGCACACCCAAGGGUGUUAUGCUUGAGCAUCAGUCUGUCAGUUCUGGGUGCUCGUACCACGGACGUAGAAUCGGCGUAGAUCAUACUACCCGCAUGAUUCAAUUCGCCGCUUAUACCUGGGAUGCAACGAUCUUCGAGAUCCUGACCACCCUUGUCCACGGUGGCUGCGUCUGUGUGCUCUCUGACGAAGAUCGUGUCAGUAACCUGAGCCCGCGACUCAUAGAAUAUGACGUCAAUAUGGGUGUGCUCACGCCUUCCGUUAUCCGCACCCUCGACGAUGCAGCGCUCCGCCAGUUCCGCGUUCUCCUAAUGGGGGGAGAAAGCAUGCCGGACUCUGAUUACAAGCGAGUUGUUCAACAUGCCAACAUCAUGGACGCCUAUGGUCCUACCGAGGCAACAGUUAUCUGUGCCUUGGGUUCCGCCAGACGGGAAAAUCGCCCUGAAAACCACAUCGGAACAGCCGUUGGAUGCGCCUGCUGGGUUGUUAAUCCCGACGACGACCAGGUACUUGCUCCGUUUGGGGCCGUCGGAGAACUGUUAGUCGAGGGCCCUAUUCUAGCCCGUGGUUAUCUCAGUGAUCCUGAAAGGAGCGCGGCCGCGUUUGUGCAAGAUCCCGCGUGGCUGGUGUCUGGUAAUCCCGAUGGGCCAGGCAGACGCGGUCGACUUUAUAAGACAGGCGAUCUGGUCCGGUUCAACCCAGACUCAAGUCUUAGCUUCAUUGGCCGCAAGGAUACGCAGGUCAAGAUUCAUGGCCAGCGAAUUGAGCUCGGCGAAGUCGAGCAGAAUGUUCGCCAGUACAUUCCCGAAGCACGAGCCUCCAAGCAUGUGGUCGUUGAGGUCAUUGAGGAGACUUCCAAGAUCGUCGCUUUCAUACUGGUGGACGAUGCUGAGGCCGUGAACACGCUUGAAAUCCCACGGAUAGCCGCUCAGAAUCUAGCAUCUUCACUCGCCACCCACAUGAUUCCUACUCUGUAUGCUACGCUACCAGAGAUGCCAUUGACUAGCGCAGGCAAGAUCGAUCGGAAGGCAUUGCAAGCAAUCGGUGCCCCGUUGUUAGCGAAGAGGCUUGAGCACCUUCGCGCCUCGGCCUCUUCAGUGAACCGCCAGCCCUCUACCAGAUUAGAGAGGCAGCUGCAGCAAAUCUGGGCGCAUGUUCUCAAGAUUGACAGCUCGUCAAUUGGGCUAGACUCUGAUUUCUUCGAAUCCGGAGGUGACUCUAUUCGUGCCAUGCAGCUCGUAAACGAGGCACGCCGCAACAACCUCAAACUCUCCGUAGCAGACAUUUUCAAGGCCCCUGUGCUAUCACGCAUGACCGCUUGCCUAUCUUUGACUACUACCGAGGAUCAACAAGGGGAAAUACCUCUUCCCUUUUCUUUGGUGUCGGCUGAGAUCGUUGGAAAACUGCAAUCCAGUAACUCAAUCACGGAGUCGAACAUCGAGGAUAUUAUUCCAACCACCAGCUUCCAAGAACAUAACCUACAAAUGUCUAUCAAGACCCCUCAAUCAGCGCUCAACUAUUUCUCGUUGUGUCUUGGAACAUCUGUCGACGUCAGUAAAUGGACAUUGGCUUGUCACCAAGUGCUUAAAACCCAUUCCAUUCUACGCUCCGUCUUCAUGCCGCUCGACGGAGUAUACUGGCAGGUGGUGCUACGCGAACUUGAGCCUUCAGUGAACAUUAUGAACAUUCGAGGAGACAUCAAGAGGGGUAUACAAGAAGCAUUUGAAGAGGACACCCGACAAAAAUUGGUCCCCUGUGCUCCUUUCGCAAAGUUUACCCUCUUCAGGCACGUCACAGGAGAUCACAUGAUGGUUCGUUUCUCGCACGCACAGUAUGAUGGCGUGUCUCUUCCACUCAUCCUCCAGACUUUCUUCGAUGCGUACCAAGACAAGCCGAUAGCUCCUGAAUUACCAUUUUCCCUGUUCAUAUCACAUACCAGAGCUUCCAGGCCGAACGCCGUGAGCUACUGGCGGCAACUCUUGCAGGGAGCCCAAGUUAGCGCCAUAAGACCUAAAUUGCGUUCAGCACAAUCGACAUCGUCAGCUCUAGUCCCGGUGGAAGUGGAAUGCUCUUUGGCUCUUCCAAGCCUCCCUUCGGGAGUUUCUUUCGCCUCAUUGGUUCCCUCCGCAUGGGCUCGAGUCCUCUCCGGAAUUGUGGGUCGAAAUGAUGUAGUGUUCGGACAGGUGGUUUCCGGGCGGAAUUCAUCUCUACCUGGCCUUCAAGAGGUUGUUGGUCCAUGUGUCAAUAUUGUCCCCGUGAGAGUUCGUCUCAGCGCCAACAGUUCGCCUCACGAGCUUCUCGCCGCGGUUCAAGAUCAAUCCGUGGCCCGCGGGGCGUCAGAGACAAUGGGUCUAGACGAGAUUAUCAAGGAGUGCACCGACUGGGAAGCCGAUACUGAACUAGACUCUGUUGUGGAACAUUUCGGGUCGGUCAAUUUGCCCAAGGUGCAGUCUGGGGAUGAGGAGGCUCAAGUUGAAUACCUCAAGCAUCCAGAAUCCGCAACGCAACAUCUUGGAAUCUUCUCCACUGUGGAAAGUGACACGCUGACGCUGAAGAUCACUGGUGACAGCUACUUGUUGGAUUUAGAUACGGCACACAAACUACUCAUGCUGUUGCAAGAGAAUGUUCUGGCUCUAAGCAGGUGA